Molecule: messenger RNA, 1166 nt
Organism: Solanum dulcamara
Lineage: Eukaryota; Viridiplantae; Streptophyta; Magnoliopsida; Solanales; Solanaceae
Exons: 3
Coding region: 91-450 (119 amino acids)
Source: RefSeq, a predicted model, not a curated record
UUCUCUUCUUUAAUUAUCUUAAUAAUUCUUAAGAUAACUGGGUAUAUUGUUUGUAGGGAUGACAACGAGGCGGGAUCAAUUUAAGCUUCUAUGGGGUGUGGGGCGAAUUUAGAUGAACACGGGAUGAGACAAGGGCGGAAUGGAUUCAAAUAUUUCAAAAGAAAAUCAAGCGGGUACGGAGUAUUGCCUCAUCUCAAAGACCUCUUGACUGAAGAAAUAUAUUGCUGGAAGAAUGACUACUUGUACUAUCACACGGUUCCUAACAAGGAAGAGUUCGGCCACAAGAAGACAUAUGGCUCGGUAAGAAAGUGCUUCAUUGUUUUGGAUCUUAUUAGACAAGAUGAGGAGUUGAGAAAUGUGGAUCCCGACAGUCUCUAUGGCUUAUAUUUUAUCCAUUUCAAAUUAAAGUUAGAGCAAGGAUUGAGAAGUGGGUUCUCAAGAGGUUUUUGAUGAUGGGGAGCAUCCCUACCUCCAAAUGACGUAGAUCUUCAUUUUGCAGCUGAUUUCCAAGUGAUUUGGAUAGAUAAAUUGUUAAUGAAGACCAACAUUUACUUGCCUUUCAUCAUAUUUUUUAUAAGCAGAAAGAGCAAUUCAGUGAAGGUGUAGGCUAUAUAGUUGGUAACAUAGACUCAAAGCCUCAUGUUGAACAUGUUAUUUCAGUAUCCAUAUUUACCAUUGCUUUAUCGUCCAGUACUUUUCUGAUUCAGUAAGCUGUCUAUAGCAUUAUUAAAAUUGUUGAGUAGAAUGUGUCUUCGUCAAAGAACCUUCACUUUUCAGGCAGGGCUGCUAUUGUUUUGCAUCCUCUACUUAUGAGAAAUAUUUAUCCACAAUAGCUAAUGGGGAAUUCGGUCACAUGAUCACUGGCAAUGUACUAACGUUGGUAGGUGUGGGAGCUGCUCUUGAUCUCACAAUAAAGAGCUAGCAGUUUGUUGUCCUUACUUUUUGCUCAUGUUUGAGCAUAUUAUUACUAUUGUUAUACUCAUAAUUUGGCUUUCUUAUUGUUAUAAGAAGAGAUAGCAUUUCUUUUAGUGCUCCAACUGAAUGCGAUUCCUUCUCGUGCCACUCGCUUAUUCAUUUCAAUUUUUUUUUAGUUCUACUGCAUUAUAGUGCAUUCGGCCAUGUAAAUAUAAAUUAAACUUUUGAGCAAUAUUAAUAUUGUUCAAUUA